Molecule: messenger RNA, 1187 nt
Organism: Otolemur garnettii (small-eared galago)
Lineage: Eukaryota; Metazoa; Chordata; Mammalia; Primates; Galagidae
Gene: SIX2
Product: SIX homeobox 2
Exons: 2
Coding region: 297-1187 (296 amino acids)
Biological process (GO): kidney development; regulation of transcription by RNA polymerase II
Cellular component (GO): nucleus; transcription regulator complex
Molecular function (GO): DNA-binding transcription factor activity, RNA polymerase II-specific; RNA polymerase II cis-regulatory region sequence-specific DNA binding
Source: RefSeq, a predicted model, not a curated record
GAACGGCAGGCGGGCUCGGAGCAUGCGGAGCGGCGCCCCGGGCGGCCCCCGGGCUUGGAAGAGGGCACAGGCGAGGCGCGCGGGCGUCGGGGACCCAGAGCUGCUGGAGACUGGUGCCUGGCGCAGCGACGUACUACUGUGACUCGGGGAUCACAGAGAGCCAGCUCCAGGCCAGGAGGCCCGGCCCGCCCGCUUCUCUGACCAGACGGCCCGCACGGCCCGGCGGGGAGGCGCUCAUGUGGGACUGUGCGGCGCGGUGAGGACGCGCGGGGGCGGGCGGGGGCGCAACCGGCACGAUGUCCAUGCUGCCCACCUUCGGCUUCACGCAGGAGCAAGUGGCAUGCGUGUGCGAGGUGCUGCAGCAGGGCGGCAACAUCGAGCGGCUGGGCCGCUUCCUGUGGUCGCUGCCCGCCUGCGAGCACCUACACAAGAAUGAAAGCGUGCUCAAGGCCAAGGCCGUGGUGGCCUUCCACCGCGGCAACUUCCGCGAGCUCUACAAGAUCCUGGAGAGCCACCAAUUCUCUCCGCACAACCACGCCAAGCUGCAGCAGUUGUGGCUCAAGGCGCACUAUAUCGAGGCAGAGAAGCUGCGCGGCCGACCCCUGGGCGCUGUGGGCAAGUACCGCGUGCGCCGCAAGUUCCCGCUGCCGCGCUCCAUCUGGGACGGGGAGGAGACCAGCUACUGCUUCAAAGAAAAAAGUCGCAGCGUGCUGCGCGAGUGGUACGCGCACAACCCCUACCCUUCACCCCGCGAGAAGCGUGAGCUGGCGGAGGCCACGGGCCUCACCACCACGCAGGUCAGCAACUGGUUCAAGAACCGGCGGCAGCGCGACCGGGCGGCUGAGGCCAAGGAAAGGGAGAACAGCGAGAACUCCAGUUCCAACAGCCACAACCCACUGGCUUCCUCGCUGAAUGGCAGCGGCAAGUCGGUGUUAGGCAGCUCGGAGGAUGAGAAGACUCCGUCCGGGACACCAGAUCACUCGUCGUCCAGCCCCGCGCUGCUGCUCAGCCCUCCACCGCCACCAGGGCUGCCGUCCCUGCACAGCCUGGGCCACCCUCCGGGCCCCAGCGCGGUGCCAGUGCCGGUGCCGGGUGGAGGCGGCGCAGACCCACUGCAACACCACCACAGCCUGCAGGACUCCAUCCUCAACCCCAUGUCGGCCAACCUCGUGGACCUGGGCUCCUAG